This is a messenger RNA of Emiliania huxleyi CCMP1516, 547 nucleotides long. RefSeq lists its product as hypothetical. The annotation marks the transcript as partial. The transcript has a single exon. The record is from RefSeq and is a predicted model, not a curated record. NCBI's taxonomy places the organism in Eukaryota, Haptophyta, Isochrysidales, Noelaerhabdaceae.
AUGGGCGAGCCGGUGCUCCUCCUCCCUCCGCCCGAGGAGCUGGAUCUCGACGAGCCGGAGGACAGCUAUUACGCCAACAUUCGCUGCGCCCUCCUCGUGCUCCUCCUCCUCGCCGCGACGCAGGCCGGAGCACUCGUGUUCACCCGCCGCUCGCUCGGCCCCGCCAACGCCGACGACAGCCGCGACUCGGUCCCCGUGCUGAUGUGCGCGCUGGCGCAGGGGCUGACGUGGGCGCGCGCCGCGCUCCUGCUGCUGCUGCUCGGAGGCUGGGUCGACGCGCUGCCCCACGCCGUCGGCGCCGCCUCGUUUGUCACUUCGUGGGUCGUCACGCCUUUUGCGUACCUGUACCACGAGGCGGUCGGCGUGGGGUACGGAUGGGGAGCGAGCGGCGUGGUGUCGCGCGCGGCUGAGGCAGCCGCCGUGCUCGCCCUCCUCGCCGUCCUGCUCCACGGCAUCCUCUCGCUGCUGUCGACAAUGCUGCCGCCGACGCUGCUCAACCUCUCGGGCAUGGCGGCUCCGGCAGCCGCAGCCGGCGGCCGCGCCGGCG